AUGGGAAAUACUGAAUUAGAAUUAUGGGAGGAAUUUUGGAAAGAAAAGACAGAAUUACCAUCUAUUUCAGAUACAUUAAAUUUUAUGGAUAUUAGAGGCUUUCCAAAAAUUUUAGAGGCUUUUCAUAUACUUGCUAUAAUACCAAUCACAACUUGUAAGUGUGAAAGGUCAAUAUCUACUCUUAGGAGAAUAAAAACCUACACUAGGAGUACUAUGUCAGAAAAUAGAUUGAAUGGAGUUGCUUUAAUGUCUAUUCAUCAGGAAAUAGUUCCUGAUACUAACAGAGUUAUUGAAAUAUUUGCAUCCAAAGGAGACAGAAAAUUAGAGUUUUUGUUCAAAUAA
This is a messenger RNA of Hydra vulgaris (swiftwater hydra), 342 nucleotides long. Its product is annotated as 52 kDa repressor of the inhibitor of the protein kinase-like. The record is from RefSeq and is a predicted model, not a curated record. Gene Ontology annotation, molecular function: protein dimerization activity. NCBI's taxonomy places the organism in Eukaryota, Metazoa, Cnidaria, Hydrozoa, Anthoathecata, Hydridae.